AUGGCAACACCCAAAUCCAAGUCGACCGGAAACCCCGGUGAUCUCAUCUCUGGUAUGGAAAACCUUGCUAUUGGUACUACCAGAGGAAUGCAAGAAACCCUCGAUGGUUGUCCCCCAAGACCAGGCUACGGUACUGCCGGGAAGGCUAUCGACGUUCACGCCAACAUGUACUUGACUAGAUUCAAGAAUGAAGGUGCCCUCGUCGAUCACUACGAUAUCGAGAUUAACCCUGUCGUCAAAGUCACCGGUCAAAAAAAACCUCGAGCUCUCCUUCAACAAGUAUGGGAUCAAAUGGUAAAGGAAGCCAAAGGAGAACUUAAGAAGGCUCUUGACGCUGCCGCAUACGACCAAGUUAAGAGCUUCUAUACCCCUUAUCCGGUCCCCAUGCAAGGUGAUAGAUGCGAGGUCAUGAUCGCCCUCAAGGAAGAUGGUAAGGAUCCCAAAAGUGACACCAGAAGGUUCAAGGCGGUUAUCCAAUUCGCUCAAAAAGUAGACUUGCAAACCAUCGUUGACUAUGGUCAUGGUAACAAGCAAACUGAGCAAGCUCGAGCUACAAUGCUCGUUGCGAUCCAAGCUAUGAAUGUUCUUUUCAGGCAAGAUCCAGCGAAGAAAUACACCAUGUCUGGUGCUGCUGGACGAAGGUUCUUCUCGGAAGAGGGUGGUUAUCCCCUUUCCAACGGUGGUGUUCUCUACAGAGGAUUCCAACAAUCGUUUCGAUGGACCUCUGCUCAAUUCCCGGCACUCCAAAUCGAUACGGCUUACUCGGCUUUCAUUGAGCCUGGCAUGCUACCAGAUGUUUGCGCAAAACUUCUCGGUAUGGGAGGUGGUGGUGGCGGUGGAAGAGGCGGAAGGGGUGGAAGGGGAUUUGACAGAGGUGGAAGAGGCGGUAGAGGUGGUCUUCCUCAACAAGGCGGACACGUUCCUUCGAUCCAAGAUCUCAAUCCCGGUCAAAUCAGGAAGUUGAACGAAUAUCUCAAGAUGGCGAAGUUUAAGGUCACCCACAGGGCCACCGAUCGUAUCUUCACGAUGACAAAGAUCUCGUCACAACCUGCUGAGGCCCUUAAGUUCAAUCUUACGGGUAAAGAUGGUAAGCCUGAUCGACAAGUCUCUGUUCCUCAGUACUAUAAGGAAGUAUAUAAUAGACAGGUAACCAAGCCCCGAUUGCCUUGUGUGCUAUACGGCAAAAACAACUAUAUUCCCUUGGAAUUCGUGAAGCUCGAACCAUUCAACAAAAUACCAAUGCCCCCUCCCGAGCGAGAAGCAACAAUCAACUCUUGGCGACUUAAGCUCGACUACAGUAACUUGCCAAAGAUCAAAGCAUGGGGUGUGGAAGUCAACAAGAAUAUGAUGACUGUUCCUGCAAGAGUCCUCAAUCCACCCAACGUCCUAUAUGGACAAGGUAAGAGCCUGCGAGCAAAUUUUGGUGGAUGGAAUUUGAAGGCUGUUCAGUUCUCGAAACCUGGAAAACCUCUCAAGUCUUGGUCUGUUGUUUCGUUUGACGAUAGAUGCACCGUCCAAGAUAUGCGUGAGUGUACAUAUACCCUUGACGGGUGCUGUAAGGUCGAAAAUCGACAACCGGACUGCUUCACCUGGGAUCCGCACGGUAAUGCCUACCUCGGCGGGAUUAAGGCUGGGCUCCAAGAGGCGGCUAGGAAAGCCUACAUGAAAUCAAAGAUAAAUCCUCAAUUGAUCGUUGUUAUCAUGCCGAAAAAGGAUGUUCCUAUGUACAAGGCAAUCAAAGCCAAUGCCGCCGAAGGACUUCUGAAACCUGUGGUUACCCAAUGCCUACAAUCCGCGAAGAUUAAGAGUGAUAGAGGUAUGGAUCAGUACUGUGGUAAUGUGGCCAUGAAAGUUCACGCCAAGCUCGGUGGCAUCACUCACGUUGUUGGACAUGGAAUCGAAAAGAACACCAUGAUGGUUGGAGCGGAUGUAACUCAUCCUCCUCCCAAAGAUGGUCUACUUUCUCCUUCAAUCGCUGUCAGCAUCUCAGCUAUCAACGGUGAGAACAACAAAUUUACGCCAGCAAUCAGACAACAAGCAGGAAGGGUAGAAAUUAUACAAGAUCUCGAAAAUAUGAUGUACGACCACAUCGUUACAUUCGAGAAGAACACAAAAACCAAGCCAGAGAAAAUCUUGUUCUUCCGUGAUGGUGUUUCCGAAGGACAGUACGCCCAUUGCGUUCAGUACGAAGUAGAGGCCAUCAAAAAGGCUGCUAGACGAUUUGGGAAGUACAUGCCGAAGAUCACAUUCGUUAUCUGCGCGAAGAGACACGCCAUGCGAUUCUUCGCAGCAAAAGACGAAGACAGAGAUAGGACUGGAAAUCUUCCUCCCGGUACCAUCGUCGACAAACAAGUGACUUCACCUAUGGUUCACGAUUUUUACCUCCAAGCUCAUGCCGGUCUUCAAGGAACAGCGAGACCUACCCACUACGUCGUUGUCGCAGAUGAAAACAAGUACACCGCCGACAAGCUACAAAAGCUUGUGAACGACUUGUGCUAUACUUUCGCCCGAGCUACACGAUCUGUCUCGCUUGUUCCGGUUGCUUAUUACGCCGACAUCGUCGCUGAAAAGGUCCGAGACUGGGUAUACAAUGAAGACACUAGUACCGAAGCUGCUUCCACUGCUCCCUCGUCUGGUGCAGGAGGAAAGAGAGAAACGAUGACUUUUGACCCUCUCAGAAUCAAAAAACGAAUUGAAGCCGAUGCGGAAUUCAACAAUGUCGGUUGGUAUAUGUAA
Kwoniella mangroviensis CBS 8507 is the source of this 2736-nucleotide messenger RNA. RefSeq lists its product as uncharacterized. The record is from RefSeq and is a predicted model, not a curated record. The coding region runs from base 1 to 2736 and encodes 911 amino acids. Gene Ontology annotation, molecular function: RNA endonuclease activity; single-stranded RNA binding; protein binding. The transcript is spliced from 37 exons. Gene Ontology annotation, biological process: regulatory ncRNA-mediated post-transcriptional gene silencing. Lineage: Eukaryota; Fungi; Basidiomycota; Tremellomycetes; Tremellales; Cryptococcaceae.